Messenger RNA from Kickxella alabastrina, 1299 nucleotides. RefSeq lists its product as uncharacterized. Bases 149 to 1186 code for a protein of 345 amino acids. Lineage: Eukaryota; Fungi; Kickxellomycota; Kickxellomycetes; Kickxellales; Kickxellaceae. The transcript has a single exon. The record is from RefSeq and is a predicted model, not a curated record.
CUUUUUCCUCGCAAAACUUUUGUUCCGCUUUUUAAAAAUUUCAUAUUAUUUCACUUUUUCAUUUACCCUGCAUUGCAUACAUAUUACAACUUGAUAUAUCCUUUUAUACACAAACACAAACACAAACACACAUACCAUUUCAUUAUUUAUGCCCGCAUUCGAGAAAAAGUCUGUACCCAGCCACAUCACUAACAUACGCACAGAACCCAAAAAAAUAAUACCACCCGCAAUGAGCCUAUCGCAAAUUAACGCUUGGUCAAAUGUCCUCGUUCGCAGCCAGGCCACGGGCCAGCCGCAGUUAUUUAGCAUCAUGUCCGUUGGCAGCUACUGUGUACGGUGCAGAAAGUGCCAGCACCAAAGCCUGGUGACUCCAAACAUCCAUAACGCCCUUCUCUGUACUCACUGUGAGGAAGAGCUGCGCAUACCGCUGGAUGCGCACUUUGCAUGCCCGGCAGUGCUAAAAAGCCAAUUUGCUGUCAUGCAACCGUUCAACAUCGAGCAAUUCCUCGCUAGCCAGGCUCACGGAUUAUGUACAGGAAAGAGCAAUAACAGCAGUGUGCGCGCCUUCGUCGGGGUUAUGGACAUGUCAAUCACAAAGGUUGCACACUGUAUUGUUUGUCGUGAGACUUAUCCCGCCAACUACGUUCCCAGCGAAAAACAUAUCUGCGCGUGCGGUGCCCGGAACAGCGUAAUCGGGUUAGAAAAUCCAACUCACAGUGAAUCUGGGGCUAUGAGUCGCAAAUUGUCAUUGUGUUUGGCAAAUCUUUUCCCGUUUAUUCGAAACUCGCAAGCAGAGAGCUCAUACGGCCUGGUGCCCGUCAACAAAAAGCAUGUUCUGGCUGUCGUGUCAGGGGGAACUUUGAGGUGCUAUGCGACCAACGUGAGUACACAGCAACACAUAUUGGUAUGCCAGGUUGAGCUCAACGAUGCGUAUUUUGCGUCAAUAGAUCCGAAUGCAAAUAUCAUUGGAACAGCUGCUGGCCUGCGCAUUGUCAUGGAUCUGGGAUCGCGGGAUGUCGCAAACUUGUGGCACGGCAUUUUGGUCGGCCAGGCGCAGGCUGUUGACAGCUCACAGCAAGGAAAUAUUGAGAGCGACAUUUCCUCUGCUGCUGCUGCCACCACUGAUAUCAACACCAACGCCGAUAUAGAUGCUUCUGCCACAGCACUGCGCCUCGUACAAAUGUAAAAUAUACGGUUCUCUAAAAAAAUGGACGCCGAGUAAAAACAGACAUACCAAAUUAGUAUAUAUUCGAUAUUUUAUCACGAAUCAAUAUUGUUUAUAAAUAAAUUUUGUUUAUA